Molecule: messenger RNA, 945 nt
Organism: Durusdinium trenchii
Lineage: Eukaryota; Dinophyceae; Suessiales; Symbiodiniaceae
Source: the annotation of a GenBank genome assembly
AUGCUUUUCAGGCUUUUGCGAAGCCUUGCAAUACGCCUGAGCGAAAUUGGCUAUUGUCAGAGUUUGAACUUUGUGAUCGCUACCAUGAUACUCGUGUUCCCAGAGGAUGAACUUUCUGCAUUCAAUUGUGCCCUAGCCUUGCUUCUGCGGCAUGCUUUGGUAGACUUGUACAGGCCAAAGUUCCAGAAGCUGGAAGUUGUACUCUGGCAGUUUGAUCGUCUGGUUGAGGGAUUUCUGCCAAAGAUUCAUGCAGCCCUCACAAGACACGGCGUCAGCUCGGAAUACUACGCCAUCCAGUGGUUCUUAACGCUCUAUGCCAGCGACCUGCCACAGCACAUGGUGCGGCGGAUCUGGGACCGCUUUCUGGUCGCUGGGUGGCGAGUCAUUGCUCAAGUAGGGCUGGUCCUGCUCUAUCGAAUCCAAGAUAUCUUGCAGGAUAUGGACACAUGUCAAGCACUGGUUUUUCUGAAGAGGUUCACACGAAAUGCCAAAUUCACUGCAGAUGAGCUACUUGACACAGCAGCCACUUUUAAGGUAUCGCAUCGAAUGCUCUCCGCCCUUGAAGCUGCAUAUGCCUGGAAUGAGCCAUCACAGCUGACUGUCAUCAAAGACCUGAACAGUGGGCAAGUGCACUGGACGGUACAAGCAGCUAGCUUCGAGGAAACCGACGAGCAUGAGGUAUGUUCCUCAGGUUGCAUGAGUGGACGACGCUUGCAGGGCAAAGUCCUGCCGUUCUUGCUCCACAAUCUGGACACUGGUGAGACUACAAUGAUGGAGAAGGCUUUCUCCCAGUACAAGGGUGAGAUGCACCAGCAAGCCCGCGCAAAAGCGGGUCCUGUACAGGCUGGGCCUUCAUCUGCAGAGAUGCCGGGUGUGAGUGCCGAAUUGGAGACCCCAGCAGGUAGCUUCUGGAUGCAGUGCCUUGUCGGCAUUGACCCUAACUAG